AAUAAGUAGUUUACGUAGCUCUUGAGAAUACACGGAACCAACUGUGUGCUCAUUGAAGUGACAGAGCUAAGAAAGGAAAGGUCGUAGAUUAACUGUUCUAUUAGUUUUGUUUGCAGCUCUUGCCUGCUUUUUCGCUGUUCAAACUCGACUAAACCUAUCAAGCCGUGCCAACGACGAGGAAUGGAUAUUGUGCCAGUCAAAUGUGGAAGGAUGGUUCAAAGUAAUUAACUAUCGGACGGGGACAGGGAAGGUGGCGCAGCGAUGGACAAGGACGCACUCUACCAGUGCGAACUCAUCCAGAAUAUGAUCGAGAUUUCCAUCUCUAGUUUACAAGGACUCCGAACCAAAUGCGCUGCAGUGAGCGAUCUUACUCAGCAAGAAAUACGCACUUUGGAGGUGAAACUGACUAAGUACAUCUGUAAGCAGCUGCAGUGUAAGCAGAGAGUGCCUGAGAGACAGAGGACCCAGGCCCUGGCCAGCUACCCUCGACUGGGAGACUGGCUCUGCACCAUCAACCUCAGACCUGAACUCAUACAGGCUGUACCAGUGAAGCUGUCCCUGGAUGCUUUGCUGCAGAUGUCCAGUUGUCAGGUGCAGGACACCAUGAGACAGCUGGGCUCUGAACCAGAGGAGUGCUCCAGACUCACUGCUGCCCUCUCCUGCCUAAAGAGUGCCAGUGGGGACAUCAGGGAAGACCCAGGAACCAGUAUAUCAGAGCCGCCCCGCCGUGACAGUAACACCUUACCUUCUCCGGACCGUCGCCCCUCCACUCCCACCACCCUACCCCGUGGCUCCAUCCUCAGUCCGCAUACCCACGCCCGUUCUGUCUCUGUGACUGUCGUACCCUGUGUGGACGAUAAGGGGCAUCAAGUCUACACAGGAGGCAUGUUGGACGCUUUCCCCUCCUCGCCUCUGCUCCUCUCCAAUUCCCCUCCCUCCAAGAGACGCGCCAAGCACCCUCCACGCACGUCCCCCUCCCGAAAAUUGCUGCAACUCCCCUUCAAUAUCACCCUCACACGCAGCAAGAGCCACGAGUCACAGCUGGCCAACCGCAUAGAAGAGCCAGUGCCCAACAACAAGGGUGGGAAGAAGAACAAGCUGCUCCUGAAUGUGCACAUUAACAGUAGCAGUGGGAACGGGUGUGAAGACUCCACCCGGACCCCUGGCCCAGCCACCGCCCCCUACACCCUCCCAGGAACCCCUACGCUGCUGGAGCAUAACCUAGCAUUGCACCGGGGGUCUCCACAGAUGAUGAGGAGGGAUAUCGGCCUCUCUGUAACACACAGGUUUUCAACCAAAUCCUGGCUCUCACAGACAUGCCAGGUGUGUCAUAAGAACAUGAUGUUUGGUGUUAAAUGCAAACACUGCAAGUUAAAGUGCCAUAACAAAUGUACCAAAGAAGCUCUUCCCUGCAGGAUAUCUUUUCUCCCACUCCCGCAAAUCCGCCGGGCAGAAUCCGUACCGUCAGAUAUCAAUAAUCAAAUUGACCGUACGGCAGAGUUACCAAUCCAGUUUGGCACUUUACCUAAGGUGCUAACCAAAAAGGACUACCCUCCCAUGCUGAGUCAGAUGGAUUCCAGCAGUAACCCCUCCUCCACCACUUCCUCUACACCCUCCUCGCCCACCCCCUUCCAGCAGAACAACCCCCCCAGCGUCACCGCCACGCCGCCCCCCAACCCUUCGCCCGCCCCCCAAGGGCCCCGAGACAGCCGCUUCCACUUCCCAGCUGGCUGUUAUUUACAACCUAGACAACAGUUUAUCUUCCCUGAUGUUUCCUCUUCACCGUAUCCUGUUGGACUACACUCUGAAGGCCACCAUGACACUGGAGACACACAGCAGCUGGCACAAUCAGAACCUCCAUGUCAAGGACAGGAAUGUGGAGCGGAAGAGGAGGAAUACCCAGGAGAGGAGGAUGAGGGAAACGGUAGCAGGGAGGGCAGAGAGAAGGGCCACUCAAACGGAGAGUGUGAUGGGGAUAAGAUAGAGGACCUGCCCAGCUACCGGGGCCGACUGGCCGGUGGCCAAUGGAGGGGGCCCAUCUCCCGUAAGGCCAGCCAGACCAGUGUAUAUCUGCAGGAGUGGGACAUCCCCUACGAGCAGCUGGAGCUGGGGGAGCUCAUUGGCAAGGGCCGUUGGGGGAAGGUUCAUAAGGGGCGCUGGCAUGGAGAGGUGGCCAUUCGGCUGCUGGAGAUAGAUGGUAAUAACCAGGACCAUCUGAAGCUGUUUAAGAAGGAAGUGAUGAACUACAGACAGACCCGCCACGAGAACGUGGUCCUCUUCAUGGGGGCCUGCAUGGCCCCGCCACACCUCGCCAUCAUCACCAGUUUCUGCAAAGGUCGGACACUAUUCUCUGUUGUAAGAGAUGCCAAGAACACGCUAGACAACAACAAGACAAGGCAGAUCGCUCAGGAAAUUGUUAAGGGUAUGGGCUACCUUCAUGCUAAAGGAAUCGUUCACAAGGACCUGAAGUCCAAGAAUGUGUUCUAUGACACAAACAAAGUGGUAAUCACAGACUUUGGCCUUUUUGGAAUGUCCGGAGUGGUACAAGAGUACCACAAGAGGCAAGAGAACGAGCUGAGGCUCCCUCAUGGCUGGAUCUACUACCUGGCCCCUGAGAUCGUCCGCAGGAUGGGCACUGGGAACCAUGAGGACCGCCUGCCUUUCUCCAACGCUGCAGACGUCUAUGCCUUUGGCACCAUUUGGUAUGAGCUGCAGGCCCGUGGCUGGCCACUCACCAACCAGCCGGCAGAGGCCACCAUCUGGCAGGUGGGCAGUGGAGAGGGCAUCAAGAAGGUCCUGGCAAAGGUCAGCCUGGGCAAGGAGGUUACGGAGAUACUGUCUGCCUGUUGGUCCUUCAAGCUGGAAGAGCGUCCCUCCUUCACCCAGCUGACUGACAUGCUGGAGAAGCUGCCAAAGCUCAACCGCAGGCUCUCUCACCCAGGACACUUCUGGAAGUCAGCCGAGUAUGUAUCCUAAAGACCAGGAUCCCAUUUGAGAUAUACUGAAUAUACUUACUGUGUGUGUAAUAUAUAUAUAUAUAUAUAUUACUACUUCUGCAACGUCUAUGGGGAUGCCACUCUGAUGGUUUUGGGCUCUCAUGGCUGGAUGUACCUGUUGAUCCCUGUCCCUCCAGUGAUGUCACAUUGGAUGGAGCAGGGAGAACAGGUGGUGUUUAUAUGAGUGUGUGAAUAAGAAUGUGUUUAUGGUGGAGGGGUGUAGCCAUCCGAUAAACCUGGGCCUACUGUAUGUUUUUUUUGUAGGACCUUUGAUUUAAAUAACUAAAAUGGAUGAAUGUGAUGCAAAUUACCAGCUUUAUACAGUGAGAAGAAAUGUCUUUAAUAGGGAAUUUUUGCUAAAAACAAAUUUUUAAGUAAAAGUUGAACAGGACAAAAGGUUUGGUUUCUUCAGUGAAAGAUGAUAAAACUAAACUCACAUCAUUUGGUUCUGUGUCUUGUUGUGGAAUGCUGACAACAGUUUGAAUGUAUGUUGAAACUGUUAGGUUUGUGACUGUUCAUUUCAGCACUGAUUGUUUUGAAUGCCUAAAUCUGGCCAUGUUUUAAAAGAGAGGAUACUUUAUAAUAGCACCAACCCCUACCCCUCUCCCUGUCUCUGCUGUCCAUCUCUGUGGGCAGUGAUUGGAGGCUUGAGUGUCCCACCCUUCUGUGAAUAUUUCUGUCAUACCUCUCUUGUCAUCUCUGUUUGGGUCUCACUCCCUCCCUCCCUCUUGCUCUUCCACUUCCUCUCUGGGUGCCGCUGCUCUCUCCUGGAUGACCACUGACUGACUCCACCUGUUCCUGCUCCACUUCACCCUCCCUGUCUCCCUUGGACCCCUCCUCCUCCUCUUUACUUCCACCCCCCUCAAACUCCCUCCCCAACAUCAACUCUUGUUUCCCCAAAUUAUUUUUUCCCUCCUCCACUCCUCUCCUUGAUCUAUCCCAUUAUCUUUCUUCUUCUCUCCUUGCUCUCUGUGUGAAGGCCCUGGGUUCAUCAUCAUUGCCUGUGGGACCAUUGCAGUCAGGGUCUGCAGUUUCGCUGCGCCUACAUAUACAAAUAACACACAUCUCAGUGACAACCGGUGCUUAUCAAUCCAUAGGAAUAGCCUGUUUGGUAUUAGAUUCAGAGGAAUUCAGAGGAAUGGACAACCCAGCAGAAUGACUGGUACCACAGCCAAUUGUGCCACCAAUAUAUAGAGUCAUGUAUCAUUGUCAACUUGUUAAAUGUACCAUAAUGCACUGCCUGGGUUGUUUGUUGUUCUCUGCCUAACUUCAGUUUGUGUAUUGAGAUUUUGGUGCUAGUAGUGGCUAAUGCAAACAGUCUUGUCUAACCACUUGCUUUCUUUGAAUUUUCCUCUCUUUCUCUCCUCUUUUUUUCCCUCUCUCUAUUUCUCUCUCACCCUACAACUUAGGUUGUAGCCUUCAGUAUGCAAGACGAAGUAAUAAUGAGGUUCAUUGUAAGAUGUUGACUUGCCUCUUGUGCACUCUUUGUGUGCCUGUGUCAGCCUGCUUGUUUGGUUGGUUGCUGAAUGUAAUGUGCUGGAUAACCACAGAUGAACCCUGUGAAAGACUGCAGUGAUUUAAUGUUAGCAGUGAUAACAAAGAUAAAUGUAUCUGCUAUAUAGAUAGAAUUGUUUUAUUUAAUGUACAGAUAAAAUAAAUGUUGUGUACAAAGUUUUUACAUUACAUUAUAGGUACUUCACAUUUAAUUAUGUAGAGCUUUUAAACAUUUUUCCCCUCACUAAACACUCGGUAAACAAAUUGUACAAUAUUUAAAGAUGGUUGGUGUUUAUGUCAUAAGAAUGUAUAUUUUUGUACAGAUUGUGGCUACACUCAAGGUGUUUCUGGUUUCUUCAGUGAAAGAUGAUAAAACUAAACUCACAUCA
This is a messenger RNA of Salmo salar (Atlantic salmon), 4879 nucleotides long. Its product is annotated as kinase suppressor of Ras 1. Gene Ontology annotation, cellular component: cytoplasm. Gene Ontology annotation, biological process: protein phosphorylation; Ras protein signal transduction. Gene Ontology annotation, molecular function: ATP binding; protein kinase activity. The record is from RefSeq and is a predicted model, not a curated record. NCBI's taxonomy places the organism in Eukaryota, Metazoa, Chordata, Actinopteri, Salmoniformes, Salmonidae.